AUGGAUAUAACAGAUUUUUAUACAAUAGAAACUCCACCAUCAUCAUCAUCAACAAGUAAAGAUUCAACAGAUGAAUCAUCAUCAUUAUUAUUAUUUCAAUCAAAGAAUAAAUUCAAACUAUCAUCAUCAAAAACUAAUAUUGAACAAACUUCUAAUCAUGCAAUUAUUUGUUCAACAUCAACAUCAUCUUUACCAACAAAUUCAAGUACAAUUAAAGAUGAUGAGUUCGGUUCUUCAUUAUAUAAUGAUAUGCAUGGACCAUUACGUCGAACAAUGGGAAAUACAAAAUUAAAAACUCGUCAAGAUGUUCGUCGUUUUCGUAAGUUUUUAAAACGUAAUUAUGAUAUAUCAUCAUUGACAUUGAUUGACAUUGAUCCGGAUACCAUGCGUACAUAUUUAAUACAUUAUUUAACAUCAAUACGAACACGUAAAGGUUCAAAAUAUGAUCCUGAAACACUUCGUUCGUAUUAUUUAAGUAUCCAAAGAUUUUUAAAAGAUUCAAAUUAUCCAUAUUGUUUACGUAAUUCACCACAAUUUGCACAAUGUAGAGAUUUAAUAAUACAAAUGAGAAAAGAAAAAAAUCAAAUAAAAACAAAUGAUUUAUCAUCAUCAUCUGAAACAAAAACAAAACGAAUAAUAAUGAAAAAAAUUUCAACAAAUGAACAAACGUAUUCAACAUUAUCAAAUAUGAAUUCCGACAAUCAACAAAUUCAAUUUAAUGAUCAAAUAAAUUCUCCAGAAAUGAAUCUUCCAAUGGAAUCGAAGAAUUGUCUUGUAUUAACAAAAGAUCUUCUUCCGUCAUCUUCACUUCCACCACGUAAACGACAAAUCAAAUAUUUUCUUGAAUUUGGUUCACCAGAUGAUUUUAUUCUUCUACCAAAAAUAUCAUCAUCAUCAUCUUCAAUUCAAUUACGUUCGUCAAUUCUUUCAUCAGAUGCCUAUUUACUUCUUGUGAAAUUUACUCAUUCAUCAUCAAUUGUUGUUCUAUCCUCCUCAUCAUCAUUAGAUUCUUCUAGUCAACGAUCUACUAAUCAAUUUGAACAAUUACUUGAUGAAUCACCAGCAUGUGGAAAUAUUCAACGUUCAAUGUUAACAUCAUUAUGUCAUGAAUGGACAGGUGAUAUUCGCCUUAUACAUUCAAAUCUUCGACCAGAACUUAAUUCAUUUUUACCUCAUAUAUUACUUCUUAAUAUACUUUCAUCAAAAUAUUCAUGUUAA
This is a messenger RNA of Adineta steineri, 1218 nucleotides long. The record is from the annotation of a GenBank genome assembly. Lineage: Eukaryota; Metazoa; Rotifera; Eurotatoria; Adinetida; Adinetidae.